Messenger RNA from Acipenser ruthenus (sterlet), 1816 nucleotides. Its product is annotated as peroxynitrite isomerase THAP4-like. NCBI's taxonomy places the organism in Eukaryota, Metazoa, Chordata, Actinopteri, Acipenseriformes, Acipenseridae. The transcript has 7 exons. The record is from RefSeq and is a predicted model, not a curated record. The coding region runs from base 1193 to 1645 and encodes 150 amino acids.
GUUUAAAUAUGCAACAACGUAAUCUACAUUCUCUCUAUUUCUCACAUACAGGGACGCGCACCCCUCCUCGUAUUUUGAUUAAAUGAGCAAUACAAGCAUACAGUAGGGGUUUGACAAGGAUAUCGAAUACGAGUGACUGUAGAAAUUGAUUCUAAUGACAGCACACACUACCACACACAGUAUCUGCUUCGGCAUUAACAAGUUAUAACAAUUAUUUACUUUCCAGGUACCUGAAGUUCCAAAGCAAUUUCCCUCCAUCUUUGUUCCUUCAAUGAGCGAUCAUGAUAGGAAAUAUCACUUGUGUCAAAGAGACACGGGUGUUCCUGCCACAUCUCCACCAUCCUUUCCUCAAUUUCGAGGCUCCACACCUCGGGGCACAGCCUUCAUCGGCAUUGCUGCUAGCUUGUCCUAUUGGCUACUGGCAGCAUUCGUCAAGAAAUCGGCCCGUAGCCCCUCACACAUUUCACGAAUUGCUUUGUUGGGGACUAAGGUUUUAUGACAUGUAAAAGCCCGGCAUUUUAGUUACCACCGAAAACUAGAAUCAGAAAAACCAGAGCAUCACAAUCUGCCUCUGCCCUGUAUGUCAUUCUAAUUCCAGCUCAAAUGAUCAUUCACACCAUGGUGUUAUUAGUGAGUUGGGUUUUUACUGGAGCAAUCUAAGGGUACAGCAGCAGUGUCCUCCACCUGGGAUUGAACCCACGACCCUCCGGUCAAGAGUCCAGAGCCCUGACCACUACUCCACACUGCUGCCCACAAUAUAUGGAAUAUUACGAUGGUGAAUGGACAAUUUUUGUGUGUAUAGUUUACACCAUAUACCAUUCUAUAAAAUGUAGCCAAUAUUAUGUUUGUACAAGUUAUUUUAAUCAUAAUUGUAAAUUGUAUUUAUUGUCGAAGUGUAGCUUUUCUAUUCAAUUAUGCACUAGUUUGCACGUUAAUUCUGUUUCAGUUCCAUAACUACUGUGUGCCAACUGAAUCAAUCAUUAAGCAAAAGCUAGCACUUACUGAAGAAAGACUUCAACAAUUGCAGCAAAACUUAAGAAAUUGUAAGGCACGAGAGAAACACUGCAGAAGAACUAACUAAAGUCUGCUGAAAGAGCUGGAAGAACAAAAUCUACUUACAGAUGAUCUGCAAUCUAAACUGCACCUUUAUUCAGACGUCACGUUGAACCCGAUAAUAAAGCCCCUGGAGUGGAUGCUGGGGUCCUGGGAGUGUGACGAGCCAGGAUUUGGGACUUUCCCUACAAUCCAGCCCUUCCGAUACACCGAGACGCUUCACAUCUUCCACGUGGGACAGCCCAUGCUUAACUUCAUGUUCAAUGCCUUCCACUGUGAGACGAAGAAACCGCUGCACAGAGAAUGUGGCUUCAUCCGUGUGGAACCUGGCAAAGACAAAGUGGCAUUUAUCAUCGCCCAGAACACAGGCCUUGUUGAGAUUGAGGAGGGGAAGCUGAGCGGUCAGGAGUUGACUCUGCAGUCCCAGUCUGUGUCCCGCAUCUCCUUUGCUAAAGAGCCACACGUCCAGAAGAUCUCCCGGACUUUCCGACUCAAGAAAGAUGGCAGGCUGGAGCAGACGGUGUGCAUAGCGACUGAAGGCCAGCCUCUCUCAAAGCACCUGCACAUCACCUACAGGAAGACAGCGCCCUGAAGGGAACGGAGAGGCUUGCUGAUGGAGUAUCCAACACAAAUCACAUGAUCACAAUGUAUGAAGUUAACAUGACUCCUGCUCUGCUGUUGAAUGUCAAGGUUUUCUGUUUCACAGACUGAUAUACGAGGCAAAUUGAAUACCUGUUUUAAAUGUAUAUUCAGUCUACGAUGU